Molecule: messenger RNA, 8071 nt
Organism: Salvelinus fontinalis (brook trout)
Lineage: Eukaryota; Metazoa; Chordata; Actinopteri; Salmoniformes; Salmonidae
Product: tight junction protein ZO-1-like
Exons: 29
Coding region: 989-6514 (1841 amino acids)
Biological process (GO): protein localization to cell-cell junction; establishment of endothelial intestinal barrier; positive regulation of blood-brain barrier permeability
Cellular component (GO): bicellular tight junction; plasma membrane
Molecular function (GO): cell adhesion molecule binding
Source: RefSeq, a predicted model, not a curated record
UGCAAUUACUGUACGCCCUGAUUUAUUAUAUUAAUUUGUUUGACAUUUUGCAGGAUGCAAUCUCUUGAUGCACCCUUUCUAUUUCAAGAAUGCCCAAAAUGGGCACUUUGUAUGACUAUAGGGGUAUACAUAUUUUUAUAUUUAUUGACCUUCUGUCUUGUUUAGACAAGAGUUGAGGGAAGUUCAGUGAGUAUAAUUUUUUGGACAAGCACACACAAUUCUGUUUUGUGCUGUAGGCUUUUAUUCACACACACAGGGGCGGACUGGGACCAGAAAUAGGCGCUGGCAUUUCUAACACACUGGACCAUUUUUUCCCCUGAGGCCCCCAAAACAGUCCAUUAUUUCCCCCUGAGGCCCCCACAACCGUCCAUUAUUUUCCCUGCUGGCCCAAACAUCAGCCCAUGUUACUCUUUAAGCCAGAUAAUUAUAAUUUUGCACAAAAAAAGUUUGACAGGCCCACAGCUAGUUAGCUGUUAAUAACUGUGAAAGAUGGACCAGCCCAUUUGUCCUCCUGUCCUUACACAGACAAACAUAAUUUUCUCUAGAAAUUCAUCCUGAUUCAUUUGCAUGCAUGUCAUAUUGCAGGUUAAGUGUGCCGUUUGAAAGAUAGUCUAAUGACAGAAAAUCGUAUUAUUAGCUCAGUUGACCUCAAUGCGCGAUAAUUAUGCUGAUGCUGUGGCGUGGGUUCUCGACCUUGUAACAAAAAAACGUGUUUACAGUGGAAUGACGCGUGAUGCUGCGUUACUUUCCACGUACCCAUCUAGUCCACCACCGGAGAAAAGCAUUGGUCUAUCCCAGGCAGACCGGUCACUGUAGCCGCGCUGUUGAGAAGAAACCCGAACGGUACUGGUAGAGGGGAAAGGCAUCCUGUGCCUGCCUUUUGCAGUGCGGCUGCUCUGGAGACACGCGGGACAAAUCAUCUAUUCCUUUCCUAAAAGGAUUUCACCCAUACAUUAUAAGGACCAGUACACCAAAUAAGAGCGCAGCAAUGGAGGAGACGGUCAUAUGGGAGCAGCACACAGUAGCUCUACACAGGGCACCGGGGUUUGGCUUUGGGAUAGCCAUCUCAGGAGGUCGGGAUAACCCUCAUUUCCAGAGUGGUGAGACCUCCAUCGUCAUCUCGGACGUCUUGAAGGGAGGGCCAGCCGAGGGCCUACUGCAGGAGAAUGACAGAGUCACUAUGGUCAACGCCGUCUCCAUGGACAACGUGGAACAUGCAUACGCAGUCCAGCAACUACGGAAAAGUGGCAAGAAUGCAAAAAUUACAAUCAGACGGAAGCGGAAGGUGCAUGUACCCAUGGGUCGUCUGGGGGAGAGGGAGACCAUGUCGGAGCAUGAGGAGGACGAGGAGGACAGUUACGACGAAGAGAUAUACGAGACGCGCUCCACACGCAGCGGCCCCAGUGCCUACAGCGGCGUGGGAGGGGCCUCGGCCCGGCGCAGCGGGAGGAGCACGGGAAGGCGGGACCGGGACAGAGAGCGGGAACGCAGUGGCUCACGGGAGAGGAGUCUCUCCCCGCGGUCCGACCGGCGCUCACUCAACCAACCCCCGCGGCCCGCCAAAGUCACCCUCGUCAAGUCCCGCAAGAAUGAAGCAGAAUAUGGCCUUCGCCUGGCCAGCCACAUCUUCGUGAAGGACAUCUCCCCCGAGAGCCUGGCGGCCAGGGACGGAAACAUACAGGAGGGAGACGUAGUACUGAAGAUCAACGGCACGGUGACAGAGAACCUGUCGUUGAUAGACGCUAAGAAGCUGAUUGAGAGGUCAAAGGGCAAGCUAAAGAUGGUGGUGCAGAGAGACGAGAGAGCUACGCUGCUGAACAUACCAGACCUGGACGACAGCAUCCCAUCAGCCAACGCCUCCGACAGAGACGACAUUUCAGAUAUCCAUUCGGUGGCGUCCGACCAUUCCAACCGAUCCCAUGACAGACAUCGUAGCGGCCGGUCCCGCUCCCCGGACAGGCGAACUGAACCCUCCAGAUACUCCCCACCACAGAUCACCAACGGCAGAAGUCGUGAGGAGGAGAGGAUCUUGAAGCCGCCACCAGUACCAGCCAAGUUAGCAGAGGAGGUUCCUGCCCUGCCAAAACCCCUGGAGCAGCCGGCCACCAGGGAGGAGAAACAGUUACCACCUCUACCAGAACCCAAGCCAGUAUAUGCCCAGCCAGGCCAACCUGAUGUGGACCUGCCAGUCAGCCCCGCUGAUGCCCCUGUGCCAAGCGCUGCCCAUGAUGACAGCAUCCUACGGCCGAGUAUGAAGCUGGUGAAGUUUAAGAAGGGGGAGAGUGUGGGUCUGAGGCUGGCCGGGGGGAACGACGUGGGCAUCUUCGUAGCAGGAGUCCUGGAGGACAGCCCAGCAGCUAAGGAGGGUCUGGAGGAGGGGGACCAAAUUCUCAGGGUUAAUAAUGUGGAUUUUGCUAAUAUAAUCCGAGAAGAGGCGGUGCUGUUCCUCCUUGACCUCCCUAAAGGUGAAGAGGUCACCAUCCUGGCCCAGAAGAAGAAGGAUGUGUACCGGCGGAUCGUGGAGUCUGAUGUGGGCGACUCGUUCUACAUCCGGACCCACUUUGAGUAUGAGAAGGAGUCUCCGUACGGCCUGAGCUUCAACAAGGGAGAGGUGUUCAGAGUGGUGGACACCCUGUACAACGGUAAGCUGGGCUCCUGGCUGGCCAUCCGCAUCGGGAAGAACCACCAGGAAGUGGAGAGAGGCAUCAUCCCCAACAAGAACAGAGCGGAGCAGCUGUCCAGCGUGCAGUACAGCCUCCCCAAGACAGCUGGGGGCGACAGGGCAGACUUCUGGAGGUUCAGGGGCCUGAGGAGCUCCAAGAGGAACCUGAGGAAGAGCAGAGAGGACCUGUCGGCCCAGCCCGUCCAGUCCAAGUUCCCCGCAUACGAGAGGGUGGUGCUUAGAGAAGCUGGUUUCCUGAGGCCUGUGGUGACAUUUGGACCCAUCGCAGACGUGGCACGAGAGAAACUCUCCCGAGAGGAGCCCGAUCUGUUUGAGCUCGCAAAGAGUGAACCGAGAGACGCGGGGAAAGACCAGCGUAGUUCUGGAAUCAUCCGUCUCCACACCAUCAAACAGAUCAUCGACAGAGACAAACAUGCAGUGCUGGACAUCACCCCCAACGCAGUAGACCGUCUGAACUACGCCCAGUGGUACCCCAUCGUAGUGUUCUUGAACCCAGACAACAAGCAGGGGGUCAAGAACAUGAGAACCAGGCUCUGUUCCGAGUCCAGGAAGUCCGCCCGGAAACUCUACGAGAGAGCCCUGAAAUUAAGGAAGAACAACCACCAUCUCUUCACCACCACCAUCAACAUGAACAACAUGAACGAUGGCUGGUACGGAGCUCUGAAGGAGACUAUCCAGCAGCAACAGAACCAGUUGGUCUGGGUGUCAGAGGGCAAGGCGGACGGCGCGCCGGACGAUGACCUGGACAUCCACGAUGACCGUCUGUCAUACCUGUCAGCUCCGGGCAGUGAAUACUCCAUGUACAGCACGGAUAGCCGCCACACCUCUGAUUACGAGGACACGGACACAGAGGGCGGGGCCUACACCGACCAGGAAUUAGACGAGACUCUCAACGACGAGGUUGGGCUUCCCACAGAGCCAGCUAUCACCCGCUCCUCAGAGCCGGUCAGAGAGGACCCGCCCGUUAUCCAGGACCCCUCGUCUGGCGGUUACCCUGGAUACCAGCACAUUGCUGUGACUCCGCCCGACCCGGCCAACCGCAUCGACCCAUCCGGGUUCAAGUUGGCCGCCGCUCCUCAUCAGCAAGACGAUGCUGCUCUGGCUAGUCCUUCCUCUCUGCUGCCUGCUGCGGUGGCUGUGGCGCCCCCUGUUGUUGAGGCUGAGUCACAGCAACCUGCACUGCAGGUAGAGGGUAUGACCUCUGAACCCGAGGAGGAGGCUCCGGCUGCCGACUCACUCCUUAGCAGCCCCGCCCCUACUGAGCUAGCCCCGCCCCCAACACCACCAUCACUCGAACCCCAACCCCUGUCUGACCUGCAGCUCGGCCCUGGUCCUGAACCCAAGAUGUACAAGAAGGAUCUGUACAGUCUGGAGGAACCAGUGAGAGUGAACCACGGCGGCAUGAAGUCGUCUCUGAGCUACACCCACCAGCCCUACCAGGACAAACAGCCACACCACCAGUACGACCACCCGCCUUACGGCUACUGUAGCGACGGGGGGGGCUACGCCGAACCAAAGCAACCUCACCAGGGGAACUUUGACCCUCACACUCCUCACCUGCACUACGACAACCGUGUGCCUCAACACUACGGCGACGGCCAGUGGCCCCCCUACGACCAGCAGACCUCUUCUCCCCAGCCCCCGGGGUACCAGCCUGGCCCGGGCCAUCAGCAGACCUCUUCUCCCCAGCCCCCGGGGUACCAGCCUGGCCCGGGCCACCAGCAGACCUCUUCUCCCCAGCCCCCGGGGUACCAGCCUGGCCCGGGCCAUCAGCAGACCUCUUCUCCCCAGCCCCCGGGGUACCAGCCUGGCCCGGGCCACCAGCAGACCUCUUCUCCCCAGCCCCCGGGGUACCAGCCUGGCCCGGGCCACCAGCAGGGUUACACCCCGAGGGGGACCACCCCCUACGAGGACGGCCCAGUCAGGGACUACAGCCCCCCCCAGCCCUGCUACGAUGAGGCACCGGCGGGGAUGCAGGGCUACGACGGCAGGCCUCGUCACGGUAAAACCCCUGGGCCUAUGCGGUACGAUGAACCGCCUCCCUCGGCUGACCGUUACGACGCUCGCUCCCCUUAUGAGUCCGAGCCCCCUCACUGCUACCCAGUAAGCUCUCCCCGCUCCCCAGACCCCCCCAAGCAGUAUUACGGAGACUCUGCUCCUGGCCUGAGACCCUCCUAUAACCCAGGACCUCCCAACCGGGGCGGUGGCUACAACCGUGAACCUCUAAUGACCUCUGACCCACCCAUGCCCCCUCCCAAACCUGAACCCCUGGCCUCCCCAGGAGAGAUGGGAGUAAACGCGGGGUCCAAGCCUCCGAGGCAGGAGGAAAGGGACGACCCGGCCAUGAAGCCCCAAUCGGUGCUCAACAGGGUCAAGAUGUUUGAGAAUAAAAGAUCGUUGUCUGUUGACCGGGCCAAGGAGACUGACGACUCUACCGUGACGAGGCCUGCAGACCUGCCCAAACCUGUGACUGCACCUGGGCCUGUCCCCAAAGCCAACUCCCUCAGCAACCUGGAGCAGGGGAAGGCUACUUACAGAGCCCCGGAGCCCCAGAAGCCCCCUGGGUCUAAACCCCUGUAUGACGUGGUCCACUCCUCCAACCACUACGAUGCUGACGAGGAUGAGGAGUACUACAGGAAACAGCUGUCCUACUUUGACCGACGCAGCUUCGACAGCAAGGCCAUGAACCCCAGCCCUGGCGUCAACCGCUUCCCACCACAGACCCAGCUGGCUUACCCUUACAACAGGGCGGAGUCUGUGGAGAAGGUGAGUCCGGUAGAGAAGAGGUACGAGCCCCUCCCCCAGAUCAGCCCUGUGUCUCAGUACGGACCACCCAGCCCUGCUGUACCACCCAACAGCCUGCCCAAACUCAUCACCAACGACGUGAACUCUCACCCCGACCAGCUCCUCAGCUCCUCUCCAAAACUUGACCUCUCUGGUCUCCGCCCCCCUGUCCUCCAGGACCCCCCUUCCCAGCCCUACCUGGCCCAGAGGUCCCCAGUGGGGGUCAACGGCACUGACGCACCCCCCAAAACCCCUGGAACCACCCCCACCCCACAAAGCUACAACCGAUACGUCCCUAAGCCGUACACCUCCUCGGCCCGACCCUUUGAGAGGAAGUUUGAAAGCCCCAAGUUCAACCACAACCUCCUCCCCAACGACAGUGGGAAGACAGACCUCCUGAUCAGUAGCAGCAACUCCAAACCCAGUGUGGUCAACAACAACAGCAGAACCAAGCCUCCGCUGUCUCCUCAGCCCCUGGACCACGACAGUGGACUGGAUACGUUCACACGCACCAUGGACAACAGGGGGCCCAAGUACCAGCAGCACAACAACUUAGUCAACAAUGCUGUGUCCAAGGCCAUACCUGUCAGCCCCAGUGCUCUGGAGGAUGACGAGGAGGACGAAGGACACACGGUGGUGGCCACGGCCCGGGGGGUCUUCAACUGUAACGGCGGGGUGCUGAGCUCCAUCGAGACGGGAGUCAGUAUCAUCAUCCCCCAGGGAGCCAUCCCAGACAGCAUAGAACAGGAGAUCUAUUUCAAGGUCUGUCGAGACAACAGCAUCCUGCCCCCCCUGGACAAGGAGAAAGGAGAGACCCUGUUGAGCCCUCUGGUGAUGUGUGGGCCUCACGGUCUUAAGUUCCUGAAGCCGGUGGAGCUGCGUCUACCUCACUGUGCGUCUAUGACCCCCGAUGGUUGGUCUUUUGCUCUAAAAUCCUCCGACUCCUCGUCGGGUGACCCCAAGACAUGGCAGAACAAGUCUCUUCCAGGAGACCCCAACUACCUGGCGGGAGCCAACUGUGUGUCUGUGCUCAUUGACCACUUCUGAACAUAGAGGGAGACAGCUGGCCUGUUACUGAAUGUGUUAGAUCAGGGGGACAGCCACAGACUUAAACGUUACCCCACUCUCCUGCUGCUGUGACCCCUUUGCCCUGUUGUCUCCCUCCCAGGCAGCAGGAGGCAGCACUGCUGGACUUGAUGAAGUACGAACUUGAUUCUUGAAUAUAUUCUUAUGUUCUUGAACUUGAUUUAUUGAACAUUAAGUUGUUUAUGGUGACCGACCCUGAAAAAGGAGGAGGAGUCCCAGUGAAGUGGGAGGAGUCUCAACACAGCAUCCUAUCCCAGUGCUGUGCUCUCUUUUUCCCGCCCACCCUUUUUUUCUUUUGGUGCUUUAACUAAAGGCUUGCAAAAAAUCUAAAACUGUUAAAAACGAAAAUAUAUAAUAAAAAUGGAACUGUUGUUGGAAUGCAUGACCAGUGCCACAGACUGACUGAAUAAUAAAUCUAAUUAAGAUUUUUUUUCAAAUUUUUUAGCAAGUUGCAAGACAGAGGAACAUUACAAAAAAAUCAAGACGAGGAUAAUUUUUUUAAUUAAUUGAAUAUUGCAAUGGAAAUUUUACAACUUACUGUAUGCACUCACAAACAGAAAAGUUGGUAUAUGCAAAAGCUUUUUUGUUUGUGAGGUCGAUUGUGGUCAUACGUUUUGCUCUUAAAGGAUAAACUGAGGACUUUGGAAAUGCAGCUGAGCCUGACUCAAGGGUUAUGAAGGAACCUUGAUACUGUAGGCAUAUCGUUUAUGAAGAUAAUAUUUCAAAACACAAUACCUUUUUGAAGGUAAUACUGAAGACUGAAGGUAAUGUAUUGGCAUUGGGAUGUCCCCGUUUGAUUGGUCUAUUGGCAUUGGGAUGUCCCCGUUUGAUUGGUCUAUUGGCAUUGGGAUGUCCCCGUUUGAUUGGUCUAUUGGCAUUGGGAUGUCCCCGUUUGAUUGGUCUAUUGGCAUUGGGAUGUCCCCGUUUGAUUGGUCUAUUGGCAUUGGGAUGUCCCCGUUUGAUUGGUCUAUUGGCAUUGGGAUGUCCCCGUUUGAUUGGUCUGUCCCCGUUCAGAAGAACCACUGAAUGUUUUAGAUAAAUAAAAAUGUCACUGACUUGAUUUGACAAACUCUUGCAGCUGUCUAGAGAUCUAUGCAUGUGCUUCGACUCAGGUCCGGAAGCCUGCUACUACUAAGUUCAAACACAUAAAAAAAGUCCCAUCUUACACUGCAAGCAGUGAUGCCUUAUCUGCAUAUUAACUAAAAAACAUCAGAUCUUUUACGUUUUAGUGAUUACAUUUUUUUUUUUUUUUAAUUGGAACAAAAGAAAUGAAAUUUCACUGCAUUUUCAACCCAUUAUAUCAGUGAACUUGGAUUAACAAUCGUAUGAGGUUGAUGAAGAGGUCAUGUUUUAUGUUCCUGCAUAUUGAACUUUCAGAGGAAAUCCUACAAAACGUAAAAACACUAGGAACGUUUAAAUUGUGUCUGUAUAUAAUGCUAGCAUAUGGCCUUGUUUCGCUUUAAAUUUAACUUUUGUACAUCUUUGUCAUUUUGUAUAAAAGAGGUAAAAAAAGAAAAG